AUGGAGUUUUUAGGGACUUCUCAGACAGCCAGUUACUGUGGCCCUAAGAAGAGCUGUCUGUUCCCUGAACCAGUCCCUACGAGCACCAUGCAGGACAGUUACCAGACUUACUACCUGCCAGGUUAUCGCUACCUUAACUCAUGGAGACCUAGUCUGUUUUACAAAGUGUCUUCAACCAUUCCCAGCUCUGAUGAGCGAGGCAAUGUCUCACUGAGGCCACCCACUAUACUGCCCUCCUUGCGAACUGCCCUUUAUGCUCGUUAUAGUCCCCGUGACUGGAACCAGGCAAACCAGGUUCAAUUCAAAGGAUCGGAGUGUUGCCGGCACUGGGCUGGCAGGUUGAAUGCAGAUUCUCUACGACUAAUGCAAGACAAGGACCAGCUGACCCAGCAAAUGCAGGAUGACACUGGAACAAACAUGGGACAGAGGCUCUCUGACAUUGAAUUCUGGAGGUCCGAGCUGAUCUAUGAGCUUCAACGUCUGCUGACAGAGACUCGUGCCCUAGACAUAGCCAAAAAGCGGCUUGAAUGUGCAGCUGAUGAAACUGAAGGGCCACUGAAGGUAGCCCUUGAAUGCUUAUAUAACCGAGAGAAGCGGAUGGGCAUUGACUUGGUUCAUGAUGAUGUAGAAAAGAACCUCAUAAAGGAGGUUGAUAUGUUCAAAUCUUGUCAAGAAAGAAUGAGAAAACUUGCAGAAAGAAUUGACCAACAACUGGGUAUCAACAGAGAUGCUCAACAUGCGCUGGAGAGAGAUCUCUCUGAUAAAAGCUCAGCCCAUUUUAUUGAUGAGAAGUGUUAUAAUCUUAGGAACACAUCAGACAGCAUCAAAUUCUACCAUGGAAUAGAAAAAAUAGAUGGCACUGUUUCAGUUCCUCAGACAUGGGCAAAGUUCAGUGAUGACAACAUCAGGAACUCCCAGAAUGCACGGGCCAACUCUGCCAAACUCUGUGAAGAAAUGGAGAAUGUGCUAGAGAACACAUCUGAGGAAAUGUGGAAACAAUACACUGAUACCAACCUGGCUUUUGAUCAUCGCAUUUCUGAAAUAGGCGAUAUCAAAAACAAACUGCAAGCACAUCUGGCUAAGACACUUCAAGAAAUCUUCCAGAUAGAAAAUACAAUUAUGUUGCUGGAGAGAUCUAUAAUGGCCAAGGAAUGUCCACUGAAAGUGGCUCAGACCCGCCUGGAGGGAAGAACAAGACGACCCAACAUAGAACUUUGCUGUGACAUCCCUCAGUUUAAACUCAUCAAUGAAGUUUUUACUAUAGGUGACACAUUACAGACCCUGAAGCAACGCCUUCGAGAUGCCCAGGAUACUCUUCAGCUGUUGGUCCUUAACAAAUCAAGACUGGAACAUGACCUUUCUGUGAAGGCAAACUCCUUCUUCAUUGACAAGAAGUGCAUGGACAUGCGUAAAACCUUCCCCAGCACCCCACGGCUCAUUGGCUACACUUGAAAUAGCCUGAGAUGUCCUGAUCUUUUCAUUAUCUGACAUAAAAGUUUGCAAAUUAUGAAGGAAAUAUUUUUCAUUUUUAAAAAAAGAAAAAGCCCAGUAGAAAUAAA
Molecule: messenger RNA, 1559 nt
Organism: Alligator sinensis (Chinese alligator)
Lineage: Eukaryota; Metazoa; Chordata; Crocodylia; Alligatoridae
Gene: TEKT5
Product: tektin 5
Exons: 7
Coding region: 1-1452 (483 amino acids)
Biological process (GO): cilium movement involved in cell motility; cilium assembly
Cellular component (GO): nucleus; sperm flagellum; microtubule cytoskeleton
Source: RefSeq, a predicted model, not a curated record